AUGCGGAACUCUCACCUCCUCAGUGUUUGCUUUUUUUCUCUCGUCAGAGACAUUGCUGCCGCCAUUUCACGUUACGAGAAAUAUCAUUUCGAUCGGGUGCAUUAUGUGGUCGAAGAUGGACAACGCUUACAUUUUCAAAAUCUUUGUCUGGUUCUGAGAAGCCUGGGUUUCCCGUGGCUAAAUUGUAAAAAUCCGACUGACCCAUCUGUUCACAAUUCGGCCUGCUCUCAGGUCCAUGUACCUUUCGGCCGUGUCCAAGGUGCCAGUACUAGACGUGGACAGGGCCUCACAUUGUCAGACAUCUUGGACAGUGCACAACAAACUAUACUGAAACGCAUGGCCCAGUCACCAAACUCGCGCUUCUCCACCAACACACUUGAUCCAAAUUUGUCCCCUGCCGACCUACAGAAGGCUCUGGAUACAGCCGAUCAGUUGGGGGUAACGUGUUUGGUGAUAGAAAUUCUCCGAAAGCGGCGUCAGAAACCAGUACAUCUACGUUCCUUCCUAGGCAAUGCUGUUGUACGAACCGAACAGGAUGAUGUCGACGAGGUCUCGAAUUCCAUCGUUGAUAAAACCGAUAUGUCCGGCUUGGGGCUACAGUAUUGUCAUGCGAGGCUUUACAGUCUUGAACAGCGCGCGGUUAACGCAGGUCUCAUUCAACCGGAUCCCGUGCAUCUGGAUCGCUGCGAUUUAUCCAGUCUUUGUGAACGCAUUGAUCGGCUCACUGGUGAUCUGUGGGUCCGCAGUGGACGGAAAUCUUUGGAUCGACUGGUGAAACAUCUGACUAAGUGA
This is a messenger RNA of Echinostoma caproni, 792 nucleotides long. The record is from the annotation of a GenBank genome assembly. NCBI's taxonomy places the organism in Eukaryota, Metazoa, Platyhelminthes, Trematoda, Plagiorchiida, Echinostomatidae.